UCUAACAACAGGCCAGACCGCCUCUGACAGCGAAGAUACGUCUGGCAUUAAGGAAGCCAAACACUUGUAAAAAUUGUACUUUCUCGUGUGUGUUUUUUUAACCUUAAAUGUCCGGAUGGUGUAGAAGUAGAAGACACAUCAACAUGGGACACGUUUGGGAGCCGCUGUUGAAACUACGGGUGUCACUUUUCGCCUUUCUUCUCCUUCUUGUCGUCUCCCUUGGUGACGCCAGCUCCCCGACGCAGGACACGGUAGAAACUUACAACAAAUACUACAAUUAUGUCGACUUAACCGGGCUUGUGCAGUCACUGGCACAGAAAUACCCUCACAUAGCUAACCUGUCGAGCAUAGGUCAGUCUGUGGAGGGCAGGGAGCUCUGGGUGAUGCGUAUCACCAAAGACCCCAACAUGGACACACCAGGGAAACCCAGGUUUAAAUACGUGGGGAACAUGCACGGAGACGAAACCGUGUCCCGGCAGGUGUUGGUGUAUCUGAUAGAGUACCUCCUGACUCAUUAUGGGGAAGACUCACGCAUUACCGAGCUGGUGAACAACACGGAUAUUUACAUCAUGCCCAGUAUGAACCCUGAUGGCUUUGAGAAGUCCUUAGAGGGGGACUGUGGUGGAGACAAUGGGGGUCGAAAUAAUGCCAAAAAUAAGGACCUGAACAGAAGCUUUCCUGACCAGUUUGAUGGGACAACUGCAGAUCCAAAUAGUAUCCCCGAAGUCAUGGCUGUGAUCAAAUGGAUACAGGAGAAAAAGUUCGUGCUGUCGGGGAACCUGCACGGUGGUACCGUGGUUGCCAGUUACCCCUUCGAUGACUCAGCCUUGCACCAGCAGCAGGGCCACUACAGCCAAGCAGAGGACGACAGUCUGUUUCGUUACCUGGCCCUGGUGUACUCCCAGAACCACCCUGUGAUGAAGACUGGCCAACCCAACUGUCCCGAUGCUCCAGAGGAAACUUUUACUGAUGGCAUCACCAAUGGGGCGCAGUGGUAUGACGUGCCUGGUGGGAUGGAGGACUACAACUAUCUCUAUGGAAACUGUCUGGAAAUUACCAUGGAGCUGAGCUGCUGCAAAUAUCCUGCUGCUGCUGAGCUCCAUAAGGAAUGGGAUCUGAACAGGGAAUCAUUACUGUCCUACAUAGAGAAGGUCCAUAUUGGUGUCCGUGGCUACAUAAAAGACGCCGUCAGUGAUGCUGCUCUCACCAAUGCCAGUAUUUUGGUGUCAGGCAUCAACCACAACCUGACCACAGGACAGUAUGGAGACUACUACCGCCUCCUGAUCCCAGGAACAUACAACAUCACAGCUGUGGCCCGAGGGUACACAUCAAUGACGGUCCGCAGUGUCCAGGUCACAGAGGGCAAACCCACAGAGCUUAACUUCACCCUGGCACCUGUGGUGAAUAAUGCUGAGGGUGACAAGACUGUGUCCACAACCUCCUUGCCAUCCACCAGAGAUCCAAACCUCUCCACUACUACUACUACUACUACUACUAUUACUAUUACUACUACUACCAACGCCUCUGAGUCCACCCAGGUGGUACCGUCUGGUGAAAACGAGAGUAGCCCUCCUGUGGUUUCACCUGAACAGGAACCCAUUCAGCCGCAGGAAUUCCGCCACCACAACUAUGCAGACAUGGAGCUUUUCUUACGGAAGUACAACAGCGAGUUCCCAGCCAUUACCCAUCUUCACACUAUUGGCAGCUCGGUGAAAGGCCGGGAUCUCUUUGUGAUGGUCAUCUCAGACAACCCUACGGUUCAUGAGCAUGGUGAGCCCGAGUUUAAAUACGUGGGCAACAUGCAUGGUAAUGAAGUGGUGGGCCGGGAGUUAUUGCUCAACCUCAUUGAGUACCUGUGCCGUAACUAUGGCACUGACACAGAGGUCACUAAUUUAGUCAACAAGACCCGCAUUCACAUCAUGCCUUCUAUGAACCCUGAUGGUUAUGAGGAAUCUACUGAAGGUGAUGUAAAGGGACAUAAAGGACGCAACAACAGCAACAAUAUUGACCUGAACCGCAACUUCCCAGACCAAUUUGCCCUCAUCAGAGAUCCCAGGCAGCCGGAGACUAUUGCUAUGAUGAACUGGCUGAAGAGCCACCCCUUUGUCCUGUCAGCCAACCUCCAUGGAGGUUCCUUGGUGGUUAACUAUCCUUAUGAUGAUGACAAAGAAGAGAGGACACAGUACAGCGCGUGUCCUGACGACGAGGUCUUUAAGCAGGUGUCCUUAGCCUACUCACAGGAGAACCCUCUGAUGCACAAUGGACACCCUUGUGAGGACCUGUACCCUGGGGAAUAUUUUGAGGAUGGCAUCACCAAUGGUGCAAACUGGUACAAUGUUGCUGGCGGCAUGCAGGACUGGAACUACUUAAACACAAACUGUUUUGAGGUCACCCUGGAGCUUGGAUGUGUUAAGUACCCCAUGGCCAAAGAACUGCCAAAAUACUGGGAGCAAAACCGACGGGCAUUACUCAAGUUUAUGCACCAGGUCCACAGUGGAAUAAAAGGCACUGUCUCAGACACACGGGAUAGUGCAGGCAUUCCCAAUGCCACCAUUACUGUGGAGCACAUAGACCACAACGUCACCACGGCCCAAACUGGAGACUAUUGGAGACUGCUGGUACCCGGGACAUAUUCUGUUACUGCCUCAGCUCAUGGAUAUACACCAGUGACGACGUAUGCCACAGUUUCAAAGCAUGGAGUAGAGAUGGUGGACUUUAGACUGACACGGAUACACACAGAACCUAAUUUCCAAUCUCCCAAAGGACCCCAAGCCACACAAAACCCGUCUGAGAAGGAGUUCCAGAGCUUAAUCAGGGACCUCUCCCUUGGCCAGGGUUUGGAGCAGCUGGUGAAGAGCACAGCCUCAGAGCACAGCUUCCGCUACAAACCCUACAAAGAGCUGUCUGGUUUCCUUAGAGGCCUCACCCUCAACUUUCCCAAAAUUACAUCAUUACGAAGUUUGGGCCAAAGUGUGGAGUUUCGAACCAUAUGGGCUCUGGAAAUCUCUAACAAACCAGAGGAGACUGAACCGUCUGAGCCCAAAGUCCGCUUUGUAGCAGGGAUCCAUGGCAAUGCCCCAGUGGGCACAGAGCUGCUGCUGGAGUUUGCUACGUUUCUGUGUAUGAACUACGGCAAGAACCCAGCCAUUACUAGGCUGAUCAAUGAGACACGCAUUGUCAUUGUGCCAUCCAUCAACCCAGAUGGAAGAGAACAAGCAACUGAGAAACAGUGCACAUCCACUCAGGGCUUGACCAAUGCUCAUGGAAAGGACCUGGACACAGACUUCUUUGGUAAUGCGUCACAGCGUGUGGUGGAGGCUCAGCCAGAGACCAGGGCGAUGAUGGACUUGAUCCUAGAUAGGGGAUACACACUGUCUGUGGCCCUUGAUGGAGGCUCCCUUGUUGCUACCUAUCCUUAUGACAAGCCUGUCCAGUCUGUUGAAAAUGAGGGCACUCUGAAGUACUUAGCAAGUGUUUAUGCCAACAACCACCCCAAGAUGCACCUCGGGGACACUGGAUGCUCAAAUAACGUGGGCAACAUCCCAGACGGAGUUAUGAGGGCUGCAGAGAGACAAAGUCACAUGGGGAGCAUGAAGGACUUCAGUAUGGACUUUGGCCACUGUCCAGAAAUCACAGUGUACUCUGGGUGCUGUCUUUUCCCCCCGGCUGAGCAGCUGACCAUGCUCUGGGCAGAAAACAAGAAGCCUCUCCUCAGCAUGAUAGUGGAGGCCCAUAAAGGUGUGCGUGGUGUGGUGAGGGACAAGAGCAGAAAGCCUAUUGUUGGUGCCAUCAUUGUACUGAAUGGUGGAGUGAGAGUCUUCUCUGGGGAGCAAGGCUACUUCCAUGCACUUCUGGCUCCAGGCAACCACAACAUUGAAGCUGUUGCUGAUGGCUAUCAACAACAACGACAAGAGGUGGUGGUAUCUUCCUAUGAAGCAGCUAGCUCCAUCAUCAUUGAGUUUGACAUGGACAACAACAUCUUUGGCCUUCCCAGAGAGUUUGUGGUGGCCAGUGCAGCAGCCUCCAUGACAGCAUUGGUGGUGACGGCAUGCAUCAUCUGGUGCGUGUGCGCAGCCAAGUCUAAUCACCAGAAAGAUGGCUUCCACCGCUUGCGGCAGCACCGAGAUGAAUAUGACGACGAGAUCCGGCUCACUUCUAUGGGCUCCAAGAAGUCUCUGCUCGCUCACGAGUUUCAGGAUGAGAGCGAAAGCGAUGAGGAGACACUUUAUGCCAACAAAAUCUGAGAACCAUUGCACCAAUUUGGUUGUUGGCUCAGUAUUUUAUUUUGAUUCCCCCUUAAAUUUAAUUCCCGGCCAACAAGGAACAGGUUGAACUCUGGGCAGCGUUUCUGUUAGUGCUACAAAAUUGAUAGUUUUGAAAACAUCCUGCUGCUGUCUGGACUGAAGGGCUGCCUUUUUUGUGCUCCAUCUCUGCCUGACUGGAUCAGGAGAGCGGGAGAGACGGGGGACAAAGAGAGGGAGAAGGAAAGUAAGGUUUAGUCUACUCAUCCGUCCUUAUAGCAGGUUUUGAGUCCCACAGCUGCUUCAUUUCCGAGCCACACAAGAGUCCUCUCGUAGACCACUCACUACCUGUCCUGCCUGGCUAAGGGUUCCAGCCGAUAAGUCCAAAUAGACCUCUUGUUCAGUGGAUGUGUAAUGAACUCUGGAUGGAAGUGCUUAAUCUCACACAAUUCCCUCUGCCCCCCUCUCUGAUGUCAUCACCAUACAUUUGAAUACAGCUUUGAGCUAGGUAAUGAGAAAUGGAGUCUGUUUUAUUUUAUCCAAGUCAGCAUUGCAACAUCGACGUGUCCGAGCCUUUGGGAGACUGAAUCCAAUACUGUGCCUUGGCUUCUGCAAAGUUACAGUCCACUCUGGCUGUAGUAUGCGACAGAAAGCAGCAACAUAGUGAGUAGAUAACAGGUGACCCAUGCUGGAAUUUGAUCCAUCCGUUACUCAGGUGGUAGGAAAAAGUAAGAAAUCGCUUAAAGGACUGCUGAAUUCCCAUGUUGCACUGCGCUGGCCUGCCUGGGUUCAGUAGUUUUGUAUUUUUUGCAGUGAGCUAACACGCUGUGGCCAAAAUCAUAAUGGGAACAAGCAUCUCAAGAGCUUUAAAGCAUCAGGGAGAAUCCAUCACCAAGCUUGAACGCAAACCCUUAUCAGUUAGUGCAGACGGGCGCUGCUGUAUGCAUGGACGCCACUUUGCACUAAAUAGAAAGCAAGGAUCGUCCCAUAUCAUUGGCCAAGGAGAAACUGAGGUUAAAUAUGUAAUAAUGAAAAGAAGAAUGUAUGUUUUGUUUUUUUUCCUUUUUGUUUUAAAUAUAGGUUUGUUGUGGGAUAUUUUCAAACUGUCUGUACAUGGAAAGUUACUGCUGACUUUCAUGCAUGUCACAUCAAGUGUGCCCUGUUUUUUUGGUCCAUUCUCACCAUGUCUAUAAUCUGUCACAGUAAAGAUUAUCAAUUUUUGUUUUCAUCUUAAUGUUUGAGCGUUUUCCCCCACUAAAAACAUUACUUUGGACUACAAAAGUCACACUAUGGUUGUCCGUCCAUUAAUCAUCAUUGUCUGGGAUCAAAGUUAAAGCCACCAUUACCACACCAGUUAAAGGUCCAGUGAUAAGGAAACUUAAAGAAUUCACACACAGCUAAUAAUCCAUAAUUUUGCUAAUGCUAAAUGGACCUUACACGAUUUACUACUACUACUACUACUACACAAAGAACAUUUAAAGUUACACUUAGUUCUUAACUAUCAGUGUUAGUGUUAAUUGGACUCAUUAAAGGUUUAGUAUGCACUGUUAAAGAGUGCUUCAGACAGUUAGGCACACUGAAUGAGGCCACUGACAGAUUCCCUUAGUGGCUUUAAGGAGCAACAUGAAUGGGUGAAUGGACACAUCAAGGGAGCAGGUUUGUGUACAGACAUAAAAGUAAAGUGGAAACUGAUGUGAAGAAGAAAAAAAAACUCAGACUUUUGUUGGUAUUCCUUGGCUGAAACGUCCACUCUGGUUCAGAUUUGUAUUCUAGCAAAUCAGGAAAACAGCCAAAAACCAAAAAAAAAAAAAAAAAUGAAAUCCUUUAAAGCUCAAGUAUUCUUAACCGAAUUGUAAUCGUUACACUGGAUCAUAUAUCAGUUAAAUAAUCACUUCAUACCAAAUAUCAGGUGGCUAUUAAAUUAAUGCUAUGCAUGUAUUUCCUCUCAGUAGUUUGAAAGAAUACACACUUGUUCACCUAAAUACAUGGUCACUAAAGAAACUGCCUUGAUUUCCACUUUCUUUGAGAGGAGAUUCCUUCCUUCUCCCUUUUAAAGAAUGCAGCUUUCACCAGUAACAUUAAACCUGAUGUCUGUGUAGAGAGACAGUUUUGUAUAUUAUUUGUCUUUCUUAAACUGUCUGUGAGUGCGCGAGUGCUUGUGUGUGUGUGCUUGUGUGUGUGUGUGAGAUUUGCAAGUUAAGCGUGUGUUAGGGUCACGCAGUGUUGGUGUGAAGAUUUUAUAUAAACUGGAAUCAACUGUAUAUAAUGUUUGCCAAUUGUGAAUGGGGCAGGGGGGAAAUAAGUGCAAUUUAUGUUCACCAUCAAUCUACACACAACAAAAUGUUUCAUAUAAACUUUGUGUGUGUGUGACAUGCUUAUAUGCACCACAAACUCAUGAAAAACAAUGAAAUAAAACAUCUCACAAUGA
This is a messenger RNA of Scomber japonicus (chub mackerel), 6669 nucleotides long. It is a transcript of the gene cpda, whose product is annotated as carboxypeptidase D, a. Gene Ontology annotation, molecular function: zinc ion binding; metallocarboxypeptidase activity. The transcript has 21 exons. Lineage: Eukaryota; Metazoa; Chordata; Actinopteri; Scombriformes; Scombridae. The coding region runs from base 108 to 4244 and encodes 1378 amino acids. The record is from RefSeq and is a predicted model, not a curated record. Gene Ontology annotation, biological process: proteolysis.